Lycium ferocissimum is the source of this 1040-nucleotide messenger RNA. RefSeq names its product alcohol dehydrogenase-like 7. The coding region runs from base 483 to 845 and encodes 120 amino acids. NCBI's taxonomy places the organism in Eukaryota, Viridiplantae, Streptophyta, Magnoliopsida, Solanales, Solanaceae. The record is from RefSeq and is a predicted model, not a curated record. Gene Ontology annotation, molecular function: zinc ion binding; S-(hydroxymethyl)glutathione dehydrogenase [NAD(P)+] activity. The transcript has 3 exons. Gene Ontology annotation, biological process: formaldehyde catabolic process. Gene Ontology annotation, cellular component: cytosol.
GGAAUUUUUUUACACUAUCAGGUCACCCAAGUAUAUAUGCAGGCAAAACUUCUUAAAAUGUGAGAUUUGUAAUCUUGAAAAUAAGUCAAAGUACCUGCUACAUGUAAAGGUGACCUGACGGUGUCAAAAGUUUCUUACACUGACGGUGUAUAUAUUUUGAAAGAAAAAAGGUGGUAGGUCGGCGUUGAACGCUUCAACUUGGUCGCUGAAGAAGGCGAAGGCUGGGCGAGAGACUAUGCCAACUUACUACUUACUGCCAUGGUUUAAGCUUUAGGCUCCAUAGAUGGAACACUGUUUAGGUAUUAGGGAGGGGAGGACACCACUCAGCACCGCUCCGUGGGGUGGGGUUCAAUGCCUAACAAAAAGGGCCAAAAAAUAUGACAAUGAUACUUAUCCUUUGCCAUAACUUCCAUAAUUUUUUUGUGUUUAAUUGAGCAGGUGAUAAUUGAGAUGACUAAUGGAGGUGCUGACUAUUGCUUUGAAUGUGUUGGUCUGGCAACACUGGUGCAGGAAGCAUUUACCUGCUGCAGAAAGUUUUUACUUUUCUCCACCUCCCUUUGCAGGGUUGGGGAAAAACAGUUGUUUUAGGAGUUGAUAAGCCAGAUGCACAGCUCAACUUCAACUCUCUUGAGGUUCUUCAGAGUCGGAAAACUCUCACAGGAGCACUCUUUGGAGGUCUCAAACCCAAAUCCGAUGUUCCUAUCCUUGCUAAGCGUUACCUUAACAAGGAAUUGCAAUUGGACAAGUUUGUGACGCAUGAAGUGAAUUUUGAAGACAUCAACAAGGCUUUCGAUUUACUUAUUCAAGGAAAGAGCCUACGCUGUGUUAUUUGGAUGGACAAGUGAUUUUCCUUAUUGCAGUCUGUGCUUUGUUUUCAGUUAGUGUAACUCAACACUCGAAAACCAUGUAACAGUUCUGUUCAUUUGGUCUCGAGUUCGAGUCAAACUUGGCAUUUCUAUACUUAGCCUCUUUUGGAGAAAUUCUCAAUAUAUGGAUGUGAUUGGAUUACUACAGCAAACAUAUUAUUGUAGAUUUUGCAA